AUGUCGGCGGGAGCCUCCACUCCACAGGAAGUGGAGCUUCCUCUGCGAGCCAGACUCUCUGUUCCCGAAGAGCCUGGGGAGCACCAGCAGAGGCUUAUUACCAGCAGCCAGACUCUUCCGGCUUCCAGCCAGCAGCCACUACGGCCUCGCGCGAGCAGACGAUCGGUUCUUGCAGAGACGAGCAAGGACCUGGAGAAAAGCGCAGCCCCGAAGCAUCAGCGUUGCAAAGUGGCUGUUGCCGCCUACACUGUGGCGCGCAUCACAGCCAGCGUGCUUCUGCUUCUGCAGGCACAUUCGGCGUGUUAUGAACGUUGCCUGCGUGACAGCGCUUGCGGUAAAGCUUUUCGUGAAGAAGUAAUGUGCCCGCUAAUUAGUGGAAGGAUAUUUGACUCCGUUGUGCGCCCUCUGGUGACUGGUCUAGGAAUUUAUGUUUUCCUUCAAAGGAGCGAUCGCUUCUCUGCCAAUGAACCGCUGCACACACGAGCUCGCUUUCUGGUCUUCUGCCUGGCAUCGUUCCACUGCGAUGCCUCUGUCGCUGUGACUUUGUUUCACCGCUCUGCAUUCCCAGCUUUGCUGUUGUUGUGGGAGCUCCUCUGCAACGCGAUCCAGAUGCAGAUGACAAACCUAAAGCUGCAUGCAUUGGGCUUUCAUAUCACCGCAAGACUUUGUGCGGCACUGAUGCUUGUGGUGCUCGGCGCGAUUGCCGUUGCUGGGGCGGCCUGCUUGUGCAUCAACGCUGCCCUCUUGAUCCCGGGACCUCUUCUUAGCGCUGCAGGCUUCUAUUUCUUUGUGGCUCCGCUUGUUAGUCCUCUUGCAGGACGCCCUUGGAUGCUGACUCUGGACAUCAGCCUGCAAGUGCUGAACGUGCUGCUGCUGAGCGGCAUGGUCGGCCCGCAGAGGUGGGCACGGCCGAUGGAGGCCUUCCAGAAACUCGCGGAGUUUCACGGCUUCGGCUUAUCAUCCACGAAACGCAUCACCUUCCCGGGGAAGGUGAACGCGGCAGCCCGCGACUGCAUUGUGUCCUUCCCCGGGAAGUACAGCGAGGAGUGGGACGCCGCCGUGUCGGCCGCCGCAAGCUCUCAAAACGCCUUCUCCUUGGCCUGCGUGUUCCUGACGGACCGUGCCUCAGGUCUUGGCGAGCACUCGGAGGAUCCCGAUCAUCCGGGGAGGUGCUGGUGCCAUGCAUUGUACGGCAGCCUGCCGGCCUCCACGUACCUGAGCGUGGUGGACGUCCAGCAGCUGCGGCAGGAGCAUGGGAACGACGAAACCGCCUACCAGCAGCAGCUGAGCUUCAAGAAAUCCGACGCCGAGGCCAUGGGGCAGCUGCUCCUCAUCAAGGACCUAAAGGCGGAAAUGGAGUGGAAGCAGGAGCUUUCCCAGGCGCUCAACGACGCGGAGGCCCGGUGCCUGGCAAACCAUGCCCGCGCCCCUUGGGGCUGCCGCUGGUUCGAGGAGUGGAGGAAGAACGUCAGCAAGGCCUCCGAGCUCGGUCAGAGGCGGCACGUCUUCUACUUCCAGGGGCGCAAAGGCCAAGGAAAGGUUGCCUGGAACCAGCUCCCAGACGAAGAGGUGAGGGAGCAAGUGCGCGCUUGCAGUGGCCUGGGGGCCUCGCAGACGGCAGAAGUCGCCUACCUGCACAGGUUGGGCUUGAGCUACGUGGAGCACGACAUCACAGACUUCAAGGAGAUGAUGACUGCCAAGAGUUCAGCAGCCAGUUGGAGUUCGAGUCAGCCUUCCAACGCGCAGGUGCGGGGCUAUUUGAAGAUCUGCAACUUGUUUUUGUCCAUGAUUAUGGGUGCUAUGGGGAUCCAGGUGUAUCCUGAAAUCCACUCCUAUGAAUACCUCAUGAACGAUCACAAGCUCAUGAGAGUCCUAGCUUACGUGCCUUUCGUAGAGCUCGACCUCGCAGGCCCAGAGCACUUCGAAUUGCAGCGCAUUAGAGCUCCGGCUCUGGCAAGGCCUUUGCAGCAAGAGCUUGCUACGGAGGUCGGCCCUGACACCUCCAGCUCUGCCUCGAGUGCCUCAGCCGGCAGAGUUUUCUCCACCAAGGUUGCUUACACCUGGACUGGAGCAGGCUGCCUCUGUGACAUGGAGCCACCGCAGCUGUGGUCUGACAACACGGCGCGCGGGCGGUGA
This is a messenger RNA of Symbiodinium natans, 2136 nucleotides long. NCBI's taxonomy places the organism in Eukaryota, Dinophyceae, Suessiales, Symbiodiniaceae. The record is from the annotation of a GenBank genome assembly.